Molecule: messenger RNA, 3380 nt
Organism: Acanthochromis polyacanthus (spiny chromis)
Lineage: Eukaryota; Metazoa; Chordata; Actinopteri; Pomacentridae
Gene: hmox2b
Product: heme oxygenase 2b
Exons: 6
Coding region: 163-1083 (306 amino acids)
Biological process (GO): heme oxidation; heme catabolic process; response to oxidative stress
Molecular function (GO): heme oxygenase (decyclizing) activity; heme binding
Source: RefSeq, a predicted model, not a curated record
UACAAAAUGACGUCAGCUUCCUGGAGGGAACCACGUGACCAUUGCGGCCGGCUGGGGGCGGAGUCAGACGUCAGGCUUCGUUGAGCUCCGCAUCCCGGUUUGUUCGGUGUACCGGAGAAGGCUUCUACUGAUUUCAAAGAUCUGCUACCGUCAGCGGAUCAGAUGGAGGCAGCAGCUAAUGGAGGAGGACUGGUGCAUGAUGGGAAGGAGGACGCCCUCAGUCCAGAGGAUCUGUCUGAGAUGUUGGCAGCAGGAACCAAAGAGAUCCAUGAAAAGGCCGAGAACACUCAGUUUGUGAAAGAUUUCCUGAGAGGACGGAUCCGUAAAGAGCUGUUCAAGAGGGGCGCUGUGGCGCUCUACUACACCUACUCAGCCAUGGAGGAGGAGAUCGAGAGGAACAAGGACCACCCCCACUUUGCUCCUCUGUACUUUCCUGCAGAGCUUCACCGACAUGAAGCUCUGGCCCGGGACCUCCAGUACUUCUACGGUCCGGACUGGCAGAGCCAGGUGAGCUGCUCCCAGGCCACCCAGCACUACGUGGACCGCAUCCACCAGGUGGGGCAGGAGGACCCGGUCCUGCUGGUGGCCCACGCCUACACCCGCUACAUGGGGGACCUGUCUGGAGGCCAGGUUCUGAAGAAGGUGGCUCAGAGGGCCUUGAAGCUGCCGCCCACCGGAGAGGGCCUGGAGUUCUACCAGUUCGAUGCCAUCCACAGCGCCAAAGCCUUCAAGCAGCUCUACCGCAGCCGCAUGAACGAGCUGGACCUGGACCUGCACACCAAGAAGAGGCUGGUGGACGAAGCCGUCAAGGCCUUCCUCUUCAACAUGGAGGUGUUUGACGAGUUAGAAGAAAUUGGAAAAUCCAUCCAGGAGGAGGUUCUAGAUGCUGGGAUGGAGGUUCAUGGAGGGAUGGGAGGAGACAUCAGCAAAUGUCCUUAUUAUGCUGCCAAGAUGGCGGCUUCAGGUGGGACGGCGUACUUCUGUCAGCUGGCCAUGGCCGUCCUCCGACACCCCACCGGACAGGUGCUGUUUGCUACCUGGUUUGCUGCCUUGGCUGGAUUGGCUGCCUGGUACCUGAUGUGAGGACAGGAAGGAGAGCCGUCAGAGGUUCAUACAAACGUUCUGUUUCCUGGUGAGGGAGACCCAUAGGAGAUAAACUGUUGUUAUUCCAGAUAAAUGAUGUGUAGGACCAUCUGGACGUCCAUCCAUCCAUCCGUCCAUCCAUCCAGCUACACUUAUGUCCUUCAUAGUUUUUAUUUUUCUACCUCCUCCCAGUGUUUCUGAUUCAUCCACAUCUACCGUCACUGUUUCUGAUUCUCUGAUUGAAGCGACAUUUUCACCAGUUUUAGUCAACUUUUAUUGAAUCUGACAGUACGGUGGUGUUUUAGUGCAGUCUGGUUUUGGACUACAGCUAAGUUAAUGGAGUUUUUCAUUAUUAUUAUAGUUUCAUGCUGAGCUCAGCAGGGUUUUGCUGGACAGACUGCUGUUGAUUUCUACACUGAAUGCUCAGCUGUUAGACACUUAUUUAGUAUUAUUAACAUUAUUUCUAUGCAUAUUUCCAAACCACAUAAACUUCAAUGCUGAUUGGAUUUAAACAUUUACAGCUGAUGAGGCAUAAAGAGAUAAAAGUUUAACAUUACGAUGCAUUUAAUUAGUAAAUAACUGAAUUAAGAGGAGCUUCAUAACUUCCAGCACAACAAGACAUUUAACUCUCAAUGAAACGUCUAAAGUAAUAAAAUCAUAAAAGUGUUGAGGUGUGACCACCGGACGGGUAAACGUUUGAGAUUAAAACAGGCACAAAAGUAGAAAAGCGCUCAGAAAGCAGGACUCCUCCAAGGCUGCUCAUCGUUGGAUCAUUUCUGACGGAUAAGUCCUGAGCCAUGGAUUUGUAGUAGGACCACAAGGAUCCACAUUUGUCCAAAACUAUUAGAAAUUUGUCCAGAACUUAUUCAAAAAAGUCCUCUAUUCCUGUUAACAAGCUGUCCAAAAUGAGUUAAACAUCUGGGCUGGCUUAGAAGGGUUCCAGAAAUGACUAAAACAAUAAAAACACCUCAGAAAAGUGUGUCCUAAAAUGUUGUUAAAAUUAGUCAAAAAUCACCCUGAAAUGACUAGAAAUUACUCACAGUUGUCCAGAACCUGAAAAAAAUCCUCAUAAACUGCUGAAAAUCUGUCCACAGUGAGUUAAUCAUCUGGAAUGGCUGAAGGAUUAAAAAAUACUAAAAAUGGGUCCAAAAUGACUUUAAAAUGUCUUCAAACUAUCAAAAUUUCUUCAAAAGUAGGAAUUAUUCACAGCUGCAGUUUGUCACAUCCACCGCGUUCCUUGGGAGAAUAAUUCGUGCAAUCUGCAUAAUAUCCACUGGACUUUAUUCAUUUAAUGAUUAAGCUCAUGUCUGUGGAGAUCCUCGGUCAUCGUAGUAAUCAGAAGUCCAGCUGCUUUCUACUGAAGCUCCUAUGGCUGAGAAAAGUCCGUGGACGCUGCGUUCCUUGGCUUCUAAACUGUAAAAAAACUGCAGAGAAAUGAAUGGUGACGCGAACAGGAACCUGCAGUGAGUUAGAAAACCUGUUUAAUCUGAACAGUUUAUUUCCACAUUUAGGUUUGUAGUUCAGUAAAACUUUGAAUUAAUAAUCUAAUAACUGUGAUGAGAGACAGGAGGUUUAUUUUGGAAAUAUAAACUGUCUUCUUGUAUUCUUACAUGUCAUGAUUCAUACGUGAUCCUCUGAACACGGCUGACUGGAAUCAGCAGUGAAGAAUAUUUAAUCUCUCCUGAUGCAUGCUCGCCUCCACUAUCCUGCUCCUCAAUCUGUGAUCGUGCACCUUGUUUAAAAACUGCCUGUUGGUUUGACGAUGCAGUGAUUGAUUAGUUCUGCCUGCUGGAGCCUACAUUAGGACAGAGUUACCAGAAGUAGAAGCUCAUGAAGGUUACAGAUGUGAUCCAUCUAUAGAGGAGAUCAUCAGAUACUGCACAUCCCAGUAGACACGUUCAGUUUUAUCAGUUUGAGGAGGAAUAUUUCUCCUGGAUGCAGUGUUUAACGGUUGAACUUAGUAUUUGUCCUGAUUGAGUCUGUUCUCUAAUGAAGCUUCAGGACCAGGGUUAGAACAGCAGCUGGUUAUCACACAGGUGUUUCAGUGAGUCACAUUAAUGCAGAGACUAAUCAGGGUUCAUUCACUCUGGAGUUUCUGUUGUUUUUACAUUUGUAUCAUAAGGUGUGAUGUAAGAAAGCUUCAGUGUUUUUAGACAGACUUUAAUCUCAGGAGGCCAUAAAUCAGAUGGAGCUCGACUGGUUCAUGUUGGUUCUGAAUGAAAUCUAUGAAAUAUAAAUCCUUCUGUCUGUACAGAGCUUUAUUAGUGACGAAACAAUUAAACCACUUUCCAAACUUC